UGCAGCGCUUCCCGUGAAGGCUUGACUCACGACUCCAUUCACUCUUUGAAGAGCUGGUGUGUGUUGUUUCUUCUCGCCCUGUUCUCUCCCAAGGCUUCACCGGGCAGACAUGUCAGACUCAACUUCCCCGCCUCCACAAACAGAAGCCAUGGGAACCGAGGGGUGUUUACCCCCUGGGUACAAGCCUUUCAACCCCGAGGACCACGGCCUGGAGCGCGGCUUCCGUCUCACCUCAUUCUCGGGCUUGAAAGGAUGAGGCUGCAAAGUCCCGCAGGAGGCUCUGCUCAAACUCCUGGCGGGACUUGAGUCGGACCGGGCCGACGGGCCAGGGAAGGACGGAGAUCAGGCGCCUGAGUUCGGACAACAGUUGCCCGGCCCCCGGCUUGGAGUGGGAAUGGACUGCUGCGUGAUCCCUCUGAGGCAUGGAGGCCUCUCCUUAGUCCAGACAACAGACUUCUUCUACCCCCUGGUGGAGGAUCCAUACAUGAUGGGCAAGAUAGCGUGCGCUAAUGUCCUCAGUGACCUCUACGCCAUGGGCAUCACGGAGUGUGACAACAUGCUGAUGCUGCUCAGUGUCAGCCAGAAGAUGAACGACAAGGAUCGCGAGCGUGUAAUGCCGCUAAUGAUGCGGGGAUUUCGUGACGCCGCCGAGGAGGGAGGGACCUCGGUCACAGGCGGCCAAACGGUAAUCAAUCCGUGGAUCAUUAUAGGGGGAGUGGCCUCAGUCGUCUGCCAGCCAAGCGAGUUCAUCAUGCCAGAUGGUGCUGUCCCAGGAGACGUGCUGGUCCUAACUAAACCUCUGGGGACACAGGUGGCUGUCAAUGCUCACCAGUGGCUCGAACAGACUGAUCGGUGGAACAAGAUCAAGCUUGUCAUCACCAAACAGGAAGUAAAAGAGGCCUAUCAGGAAGCCAUGUUCUCCAUGGCAACACUGAACCGAACAGCGGCAGGCCUCAUGCACAAGUUCCAGGCCCACGCAGCAACAGACGUGACAGGCUUCGGUCUGUUGGGUCACGCCAACAACCUGGCAGCACAGCAACGCAGCGAGGUGGCCUUUGUUAUCCACAACCUACCAAUCAUAGCCAAGAUGGCUGCCGUCAGUAAAGCAUGUGGAAACAUAUUCAGUCUGCUUCAGGGCACGUCAUCAGAAACAUCUGGCGGACUCCUGGUGUGUCUGCCCAGGGAGCAAGCCGCCAAGUUCUGUUCUGAGAUGAAGAGCCAGAGCUCGGGAGCUGGGUGUCAGGGUGCCUGGAUCAUCGGGAUCGUAGAGAAGGGAGACCGCCGUGCUCGCAUCAUCGACAAGCCCCGCAUCAUCGAGGUCCACCCGCGAGGAAGCCAAGUAGCCAAUCGAGAGAACAGCUCGGCAAGCCCCGUGCCUCUUCCCAACCUGUCAUAGACUGUGUGCAUCGUUGUGUAUCUUUUCUCUACCGCUGUUCUUGGAGGUGGGCUUCUUAAAUGAUCAAAACAAAAUUCACCUUGUCAGAUUCAUAGCUUGACUAAUUGCAUUUAACUUUUCAACACAUUUCCUUUAGUAAGAAAAAAGCCGUUUUAGGAUUACUGUGACGAGAAAAACAUUCCGAGUCAAGCCUCCUAAAUUCUGAUACAAACUGAGUGGAUGUGUAUGUUUGAAUGAUAUGAAUGGGUUGUUUUUUCCAAGUGUCUUACUGGUGAAUCAUGUGGGAAGGAGAUGAGGGUUCUGUAAUGUGUGAAUGCAUUUAUACCAUGGAAAUCAGUUUGUUUAUCUGUUCUUGCGCCUGGAUCAGCUGCUACAGUCCAGAGGAAGGUUUGAGCAGCUUCCUCUGGACAAGCGGUGCUGUUCCCAGACCAGCAAGAUCAGCUGGUGGGUCUUCCAGCACCAAGUCGCUUCCAGUCUUCCCGCUUAUGACGCUCCACCCUGUAAACCCUGGCCUACUGGGACAGGUGGAGUCGAUGUUUUUCUAUUGAGGGGUGGGGGGGACUUGGCCUGCUGGAGGCCUAAAGCUGUUGGAUUUCCUGCUUACCACACUUAAUUAAAACAAAAUUAUGUGUGCAAAAUUCA
Molecule: messenger RNA, 2038 nt
Organism: Entelurus aequoreus (snake pipefish)
Lineage: Eukaryota; Metazoa; Chordata; Actinopteri; Syngnathiformes; Syngnathidae
Gene: sephs3
Product: selenophosphate synthetase 3
Exons: 8
Biological process (GO): L-selenocysteine biosynthetic process
Cellular component (GO): cytoplasm
Molecular function (GO): ATP binding; selenide, water dikinase activity
Source: RefSeq, a predicted model, not a curated record